AUGGGAGAAGACAUGUUGUGUUUGUUCGAAGAGGGACGAAGAGCUGCCGCACCAGACAUCCUGACUCCAAUGUCCAGCAUCAGAAAGGAUAUAGUAGCUCAUCUCUGGGAGUCCUUUGGAAUGAGGUGGAACAAUGCUACGCAGACCGUGCAAAUUAUGUUUGGGUUGAGGGGGAGGAGAAAGACGGGAGGGAAGGGGAGGGAGGAAAUCAGUCAGAGAGUGGGAGGGCGAGGGAAGGGGAGGUCGAAGGUGGAAGAGAAAGUAAGGAAGGCGAUGGGAAAGCUUCCAGGUUGGGGUCAAAAUGGGAGGAAGAGGUGGCCAUGCGUCUCCGGGUGCUUGUCUUGGGUCCAGGAACGAUUGCGCGGAAAGGGUAGACUUUCAAGCGGACUUGGGAUGGAGGGUAUCGUCUUCAGCGCCCCGCGUCCACAUCCAUAUCCUGCCCGAACGGUCCUGGAUAUCCUACCCGAGCGACUCAUUCGCGCUGAUCUACGAGGAGGAACGACGAAACGCUGCAUUGAAGUUCGCACAUUGGCUUCUACACCGACAGGCAAGAGCCCAAUCGUGGUGAAGAAUGUCAUCAUCACCAUCUCGCAAUUUAUCACAGAUUUUGAUUGGUCCUGCCAAGCCCAUCAGAGGAUGAUGGCUCAAUCACACCUGUCCCCAGGUCACCAGGCUGGAAAGCAGUAUUCAGGUCGUCGAAACUCGGGUUGGCACAUUAGAAACUCGGGUUGCUGGCAUUUUUACGGUGACCUAUAUUAUCAAUUCACUACGCUUACUGCGGAGAUGCCUGACACUCCCUCGGAAAGAGUUAUGAUGUCGCCUGACUUUGUUCCCUUGGCCAUGUCAAUGGGACAAAUGCGGACGUAUGGGUUCGUCGACAUAGUGGACUUGGCUGACGGUUUCUUCAUCCAGGCGUUCACCACAAGAUACCCAGCACAGAAGCUGGCCAACAGAUGCCUUCGUCACUCCGUCAUCCUCAAGCUGGUCCAUCACGGUGUCGUCCAUGACGAGGUGCUGCUGCUACUCAUGUUUGGCGACGAACGUCUCCGCCGCCUUAUCAUCGUCGUCAAUCGGAAUGUCGCGAGUAAGGAUUUCGAUUUUGCUAGAUUGGUGAAUUUGAAGGCUGAGCAUCAGAUCCUGGCAGCAAGUGUUGACACUAUGAGCGGUCGUGGUAAACUUGUCCCUAUUGGUGAUGCUGAGUCGGCGGGCAAUGGUGCUCUGCCUUCGUCGAUGACUUGCAGUGUGGCGGGCAUGACUUCCAUCAUCCUUAGAAGAGGGAUGUGGCUUAGCAAGAACGUGAUUCCUUUCAUCCUCAUAACUCUCAUCAUCCUCAUCCUCCUCAUCGUUCACCAACUCCCAACUAUGAUACUCUUUGUCCAUGAACACGCCAAUCUGUCUGCGCUGAUACCCUGGGGGGAAUCCGCGCACCGAAAAAUAGUCGUGUGCUUCCUGCGCUACAAGAAGGUGGAUGGCGUCGGCCCCCCCACUCUUUCUCAAUCUUGGGCUGUUCUUCCCACCACAUCGGUGCCGGCGCAGCUGCAUAUCUCUGAUGCUGGUGCUGGUAUUCCUGCAGCUGAACUUGUGGGUGUUUGUGCAGCUGGAGUUGAGGAUGUUCGUGCAGCUGAACUGGUGGGUGUUCGUGCAGCUAGAUUUGCUGGUGUUCGUGGAGCUGAACCUGCGAGAGCUCGUGCAGCUGGACUUGUGGGAGCUUAUGCAACUGGACCUCUGGCAUUGGCAUCUGCCGCUGCUGGUAUUCUUGCCCCUGCUGCUGUUAUUGAUGAUACUCCUGUUGAUACCCCUACAACUCCCGCUGCUGGGCCAUCAACUGUUCCUGCCCCAUCUGCGGUGGUUGCGCCUGAUCUGUCUGCGUCAGGCGACGGUACCCUCUGUACAGCCCUAACGGACACAGACAUCGGUAGCUGCUUGGUGGUGGGGAGAUGGGUGAUGGCGACGGAGCAGAAGGCUGAGUUUGGAUUUGGGUUUGUAGUUGGGGAUCUUCAACUGAUCAAGUGCCGCAGUUUGCUGGGUCGAUGGCCGGGGCUCGAGAAAGCUGAGGUUCGGGUGAUGGAGGAGAGGGCGUGUCUGGCAGUAUAUCAGAGAUAG
Laccaria bicolor S238N-H82 is the source of this 2103-nucleotide messenger RNA. RefSeq lists its product as uncharacterized. Lineage: Eukaryota; Fungi; Basidiomycota; Agaricomycetes; Agaricales; Hydnangiaceae. The record is from RefSeq and is a predicted model, not a curated record. The coding region runs from base 1 to 2103 and encodes 700 amino acids. The transcript is spliced from 16 exons.